Penicillium verhagenii is the source of this 1857-nucleotide messenger RNA. Its product is annotated as monooxygenase. Bases 1 to 1857 code for a protein of 618 amino acids. Gene Ontology annotation, biological process: 3-(3-hydroxy)phenylpropionate catabolic process. Gene Ontology annotation, molecular function: 3-(3-hydroxyphenyl)propionate hydroxylase activity; FAD binding. The record is from RefSeq and is a predicted model, not a curated record. The transcript is spliced from 6 exons. Lineage: Eukaryota; Fungi; Ascomycota; Eurotiomycetes; Eurotiales; Aspergillaceae.
AUGUCUGAUCAGGUAGAAACCACAGACAUUCUGAUCAUCGGCUGCGGUCCCACUGGGGCAAUGUUGUCUGGAUAUCUAGGACAGCUAGGAGUAGCCAACAUUGUCCUCGAGAAAGAAGCAGCUAUCAACACUGAUCCGCGUGGUAUUGCCCUCGACGAUGAUGGCAUUCGACUAGUGCAAGGCCUCGGGUUGUAUGAGCAUAUUUUCACCAAAAUCGGGUCUAGCUUGGAAAAGGUUCGAUUCGUGAGUGGGACUCAUCAGAACCUCAACGUGAACCCAUUUCUUGUUUUUGACACAGCAUCGAGCGAGGGGCAUACGGGCCAUGUGGGUGUUGUUGCGCAUAAGCAGCCAGUCCUCGAAAAGUAUCUCAGGGAAGCAGUCGACAAGGCAGAAACCAGCGAAUUGAGAAGUAAUUGUACUCUUACAUCGAUCUCCGAAGAUGCAGAUUGGGUCUACGCGACCUACGAUCAAUCUGGCACACAGGGAAAAAUCCGGGCAAAGUAUCUAGUGGGUGCAGAUGGGAAGACGGGUUUUACACGCAAGAAUUACUUAGAGCCUAAGGGCAUCCAAUUGGAAUGGGCUGAAAAGACCAAGUAUCAAGAGGUAUGGGUUGCGCUCAACUGGAAGCUACACCUCCCCACGAAAGAAACACAUCCUUCAUUCCCACUGUGGGAUCGUGGAUACACGCCUCAGGAUGUCUAUGAUCUUUUCUUUCCCAAAGACUUUCGCUUUCUCUGCAAUCCUGCUCGGCCAGCUGUGUGCGGCCGAUUCGGUCGCCCCGAAGACCGGCUUUGGCGAUUUGAAUUCGUUGUUUCAAAUGAUGAAGACUCAAUGGAAAUGGCAGGGCCGGAGAAAGUUCGUGAGGUCGUGUAUCCAUAUUUGCGACACCCGGGCAGUCGUUAUGGACUUAAGGAAGACGUUGAAUUUCCUGAAGACUGCAUUGAAGUCCUCCGAUCGCGGCCAUUUAGCUUCUCUGCCAGAAGCUGCAACAAGUGGGCCCUUAACCGUGUGAUUCUGUGCGGAGAUGCAGCUCAUGUCUUCCCACCAUUCGGGGGACAAGGAAUUGCCUCAGGAUUCCGAGAUGCUAUCUCGGUCGCCUGGCGUCUGGCUAUUGCAAGCUCAUCAAAGCAAAGCCAUGACCGCCUCUUCAAAGGUUGGUACUUAGAAAGAAAGCAGCAGCUCGACAAAUCUCUCGCCACGACGGUCCGAAACGGUGACAUGGUCAAUGGAAAAAGCCCUGUUCAAAUCUUCCUUCGCGACUGGGGACUGUGGGCGCUUCAGCUACUCCCUUCUUGGAAACAUUGGAUUUCUCGCGGGCCUCGAAGCGACGGUCCCACUCGCUAUACUCAUGCACCCGGUCUACCUUUUAUGCCCGAGCUGGGUGGAGGGGAAUCCUUUCCCCAGACAUUCUGUGUAGGACUCCAGCAGAACUCGGUGGUGCAAUUUACCGACGAUGCGAUCUUCGGUGGUAAGAAGAAAAUGUUUCAGAUCGUGGUUCUACUGGACGAUCCUCAUGGCUUACAGCAAGCCAUUCGCGAUUUGGAUGGGAUCGAUCAAUUUUGCGAUUUGUUAUCGCAGGAUGAAGCCACAUUUUUUGUUCCCCGUGGCCAAUGCACUGAAGGUACAGAUCAAUGUGAGCCCCGGCUGCAUCGAACUGCGACUGGUGAUGAAUUUGGGAAGUCGCCCUUGUGUAUGUCUCGGCCUUUUCCAUACGGCUAUGAUGAGAACCUUAUGUGGAAGAGCGUGGAAGGCAAACGAUAUGUCAUUUUGAGGUUUGACCGCUUUGUUUUUGCGCUUUGUAAUACGAGGGAGGAGUUGGAAAAAGCCGCCUCUGAAAUGCUAGAUAGUCUCUCAUAG